AACAUGCUCUUUGAGGGCUUGGAGCUGGUGUCGGCACUGGCCACCCUUGCCGCGUGCCUGGCGUCGGUGACGCUGUUGCUGGCCGUGUCUCAGCAGCUGUGGCAGCUGCGCUGGGCUGCUACCCGCGACAAAAGCUGCAAACUGCCCAUCCCCAAGGGCUCCAUGGGCUUCCCGCUCAUCGGAGAGACCGGCCACUGGCUGCUACAGGGUUCGGUCUUCCAGUCGUCGCGGAGAGAGAAAUAUGGCAACGUGUUCAAGACGCACUUGCUCGGGCGGCCACUAAUCCGCGUAACUGGCGCAGAGAACGUGCGCAAGAUCCUCAUGGGUGAACAUCACCUCGUGAGCACGGAGUGGCCGCGCAGCACGCGCAUGCUGCUAGGCCCCAAUACGGUGUCUAACUCCAUUGGCGACAUCCACCGCAACAAGCGCAAGGUCUACUCCAAGAUCUUUAGCCACGAGGCUCUGGAGAGCUACCUGCCAAAGAUCCAGCUGGUGAUCCAGGACACACUGCGUGCGUGGAGCAGCCACCCUGAGGCCAUCAACGUGUACCAGGAGGCGCAGAAGCUCACCUUCCGCAUGGCCAUCCGGGUGCUACUGGGCUUCAGCAUCCCUGAAGAGGACCUGGGGCACCUCUUUGAGGUCUACCAGCAGUUUGUGGAGAAUGUCUUCUCUCUGCCUGUCGACUUGCCCUUUAGUGGCUACCGGAGGGGCAUCCAGGCACGGCAGACCCUACAGAAAGGGCUGGAAAAAGCGAUCCGUGAGAAGCUGCAGUGCACCCAGGGCAAGGACUACUCAGACGCACUGGACAUCCUCAUUGAGAGCAGCAAGGAGCACGGGAAGGAGAUGACCAUGCAGGAGCUGAAGGAUGGGACCCUGGAGCUGAUCUUCGCAGCCUAUGCCACCACGGCCAGCGCCAGCACAUCUCUCAUCAUGCAGCUGCUGAAGCACCCGGCCGUGCUGGAGAAGCUGCGGGAGGAGUUGCGGGCCCAGGGCAUCCUGCAUAGUGGCGGCUGCCCCUGUGAGGGCAGUCUGCACCUGGACAUGCUCAGUGGGCUGCACUACCUUGACUGUGUCAUCAAGGAGGUCAUGCGCCUGUUCACACCUAUUUCUGGUGGCUACCGCACCGUGCUGCAGACCUUUGAGCUUGACGGUUUCCAGAUCCCCAAAGGCUGGAGUGUCAUGUACAGCAUCCGUGAUACCCACGACACAGCGCCUGUGUUCAAAGACGUGAAUGUGUUUGAUCCCGACCGAUUCAGUCAGGGGCGGAGUGAAGACAAGGAUGGCCGCUUCCAUUAUCUCCCGUUUGGUGGUGGUGUCCGGACCUGCCUGGGCAAGCACCUGGCCAAGCUGUUCCUGAAGGUGCUGGCAGUGGAGCUAGCCAGCACUAGCCGCUUCGAGCUGGCCACCCGGACCUUCCCCCGCAUCACCUUGGUCCCCAUCCUGCACCCCGUGGAUGGCCUCAGUGUCAAGUUCUUUGGCCUGGACUCCAACCAGAACAAGAUCCUUCCAGAGACGGAGGCCAUGCUGAGCGCCACAGUCUAACCAUGCUCCUCCCCACACCCCUGCCUCAGCCCAGCACAGGCAGUGGGGGUAGGGGCGAUGGGAGGGUAGAAACCUGUGUGUGGGAGGGGCUGGGGCCCAGGGAAGGGUAAGCACUCCUCCAUACCUUGCCCUCUCCUGUUCCCUGUCCUGGCAAACCCUUCCCAAAGCC
Orycteropus afer afer is the source of this 1711-nucleotide messenger RNA. Its product is annotated as cytochrome P450 26B1. Gene Ontology annotation, biological process: sterol metabolic process. Gene Ontology annotation, molecular function: heme binding; iron ion binding; monooxygenase activity. The record is from RefSeq and is a predicted model, not a curated record. NCBI's taxonomy places the organism in Eukaryota, Metazoa, Chordata, Mammalia, Tubulidentata, Orycteropodidae.